This is a messenger RNA of Symbiodinium necroappetens, 594 nucleotides long. Lineage: Eukaryota; Dinophyceae; Suessiales; Symbiodiniaceae. The record is from the annotation of a GenBank genome assembly.
AUGGGUACGAAGGAGGCCGCGGAGCUCCUGAACUCUUUGUCUCCGGAGGAGCUGGUGGAGGUGGCGGAUCAGUUGUCACCAGGCGUCUUACAAACCUUAACAGGAAGGUGCCAACAGAGAAUUCUGGCUAUUCAGGCCGGGAAGGGCUACGGAAAGCCCAACGGCAAGGUGACCCUUGGCGGAAAAGGUAAAAAACCCAACGGCUUCAGCAAUGGGGCCAAUGGGGGUGUCAAAGCUGGUGGCAAGGUUGGAGGCAAGACGAGAGAGAAGGGCUCGGUGCCGAUUCCAGAAGCGUUAGAACACCCGGAAGAGCUUCCGGCAACAGCAGCGACUGGCGAACAGGUGGCUUUUCAGGUCAAUGCAGGCACACCGUGGCAGUUCGUUGGCGAGGAGUCAACUUGUUUUAGGUGGGAGCUGCAAGACCGCAACUCCGUGACUGAACAGGACAAAACGGAGGUUCGCGAGAUCCUCCAGGCCUAUGCGGAGGAACAUGGAAUCCCUUUGAGGGGCCCGGAGGGCAUCAAGCUGGCCCUACGCCGCGGCCGACAUUGGGUGUCGUACGCUGGCGGAAUCUCCUCUGUGGAGGGCAGGUGA